CAAGCAUCGAGGAGCGAGCCUGGAGCGAGCUGCCCACGAUGAGGACCCCGCUGCGGGGACAGGCUCGGACGGGCGGGAUGCUGCUGCCCUUCGCCCUCUGUCCCCUAUGUCCCUCACCCGUGUCUCCCUCUUCGGACUCAUGAAGCCCCCCGUCGCUGAUGCAGGCCCGAGCUGCCGAAGAGAGGCGCGCAGAGGCCGGACGCAGCUUGGAGCAUGUACUGGCGUGUGGGGUUCGCCUGUACGCGCUCGUUUGUGCUUGAAUUUGGCGAGACCCAGGGCUUGUCCUCGUUCACCGGCCUUUUGCUGGGUGCCGCCUCCGACGAGCAGCUGUCGUUAUUCGGAUAUGUGAUUGCUUCGCCUCUGCAGGACUACGGCGGCGCCAUGGCAGCCCUGGGCUCGGACUCUUGGUGGAAGAAGACGCUGUAUUUGACCGGAGGGGCCCUGCUCGCUGCGGCUGCUUAUCUGCUGCAUGAACUACUGACCAUCAGGAAAGAGGAAGAGCUGGACUCUAAGGACGCCAUUAUUCUCCACCAGUUCUCCCGGCCCAAAUCUGGUGCUCCGUCUCUGUCCCCUUUCUGCCUUAAGAUGGAGACCUACCUCCGCAUGGUGGACCUACCCUACAAAAACUAUUUUGAUGGGAAGCUCUCACCUCAAGGAAAGAUGCCGUGGAUUGAGUAUAACAGGGAGCAGGUGUUUGGGACAGAGUUCAUCAUUGAUUUUCUGGAGGAGCGUCUGGGCGUUAGUCUGAACAAGAGCCUGACGCCGCAGGAGGUCGCCAUGUCUCGAGCUAUUACCAGAAUGGUGGAGGAACACUUCUACUGGACCAUAGCGUACUGUCAGUGGGUGGACAACCUGGAGGAGACCCAGAAGAUGCUGUCAGUGAGCGGGCCACUGAGUGACAUUCUCAAGUGGAUCCUGAGUCACCUGACUGGAGGCAUCGUCAAGAGGGAGAUGUACGGUCAUGGGAUUGGACGGUUCUCUAAAGAGGAGGUCUACUCUCUGAUGGAAAGAGACAUGCGCACACUCGCCACUCUGCUAGGUAAUAAAAAAUACCUGAUGGGCUCCAAAAUCACAACAGUGGAUGUGACAGUGUUCAGUCACCUUGCUCCAGCCAUGUGGACACUACCAGGAUCCAGACCAGAGCAACUCAUCAAAGGCGAGCUCAUCAACCUGGCCAUGUACUGUGAGCGCAUCCGACGGAGAUACUGGCCCGAGUGGUUUGUGGAACUAGAGGACUUCUACUACACAGACACCACAGAGCGCAGUGACUCCCCUUCCAAACUCCCUGACCUGGGCCUGUACUCACGCUCCAACUCCUCCUCCCUCCUUCAGGACGACUCGCCCACCCCCCUCACCCCUGUCUUUUACCAUAGCCCUGUCUCGCAAGGACAAACUCACUUGCCUAAGGACAUUGAGUCUCCAGACAGCGACCCCACGGGACACUCUCUAUAUGACUCGGAUAUGGACACUGAGUGCUCUGAAAUGGACCAGCUCAAAUGUUGACGAAGCAGAAAAAGUAGGAAACGUAGUGACACACUGUUCACCUCUGACCACUGGUGAAAUGCUUGUUCUUCAGUAUGCUGUAGAGCAUGACUGGUGAGUUUUCAAUGCAGGUGGACAGAGGGAUGGUAAUGCAAACUGCAGUGGAGGAAAAAGAGGUGAUUGAGUCUUUUAGAAAAUCAGGAGUCAAUGAUGCCGCUGCUGAGUAACUCCUCCACAAUGUUAGCUGCUGUCACAGUUUUUAACUUUAUCUAUCAGCAUGUUGCUGUAACUAUGGCAACUACACGUGACCCUGUGACCCCAAAGUCCAGCCUGUGUGUGUUAACUGAACCCUUGUCGCCUUGACAGAUAGACCACUGUACAGAACAAAUUCAAUGUACAUAUGAGCAAUUUGAAUCUUGAUAGAUAGAGAUAUACAAAGUAUAUAAAAUAUAAAUAGUAUAGAUAGCUUGCAAAUAUGAGUCUCACAUUAAUGUAAAUAGUCAUGUUGUGCCAGAGUUUGUCUUGUCACAAGAGUUCAUCUGUUCAUUCCCACACUGUUCAUAAUUGCAAUGUUUUUAGUAUAAAUGCCUUUAUUUAGUUCUUGAAAGAUUGAAAGCAUAUAAAGUUCAGGAGAGCUAAGGACUUUGCCAUAAGCACUUUGAAAAUUAAUUUACUAAACCAAAUUACCUUAACUUCUCCCAGUGUUUAUUUUUAAUCACUGACAACACUCAUAUCCAUUCCAUAACACUGUUAUCACAUCUAAAGUGAAUUAGUCUAAGAUGCAUCCAACAUUCAAGCGAAUGAAACAAUCAUGUAGAAAUAGUUUUAUUAGAGUUUAAAAGUACAUGUGCAUGGCUGGUACGUGCUCUGAAAAUCUCCCUUUAGACCUGAUACUUGUUUGCUGUCACUGGCUUCAGUUUGUUAAACAGUGGGUUGCUUAGAGGGGACAAAGCAAUACAGGUCCAUUUUGGUCAUUGUUUGUUUAUGUUGUGUUAAUGUGCAAAUGUGGUGUGUGUUUGUCAUUCAACAAAUGCACAUACUUCUGCUGUUGCACAUUUACGCCACAGGAAGAUGUCUUCUGUUUAUUACAUAAUGAAAGCAGUAGCACACUCAUUCACUCCUGAUCUAUUCUCCAAAGUCCAUUUAGGGAAUUUCUUGUGCAAAACUAUACUGUGGAGUGCAAUAGAGAUUGAUAAAAGUACUUUUGAGAAGCACUAUACUCAAAUAGGACGGGCGUAAGGACAAUAAAGCGCCAGGAUUUAAAAUUAACCAAAGUUUUUUGUUUCCUGGGACCAACGUUAAUGUUUAUAAACUGAACAUAUAUAACAUAUAUAAGGUUAUCCCACACAAGUGGUGCUUGUGACUGCAUGAAGUUGAAUUUGAAUCACCUUCCCACAUCUAAUGGUUCUUCCUUUUUAAUGAGUGGUCUUGUUUCAUCCAUAAGUUGUAAUGUUCACUUUACAACAGUGCCAGCAUAUUUUAUACAUUACUUAUUUAUCUUAUAUUUAUAUUUAUUUAUUUAUUUUGUCAAAUGUAAUGCCUUAUUGAUUUUGUGUGUACUGUAUCCAACACCAUGGAUUGUUUUGCACUUUAGAUGUGUUUUGCUAUUUGGCUGGUGUGUGUAUAAUUGACUUCCUUUGAAUACAUAUAGCAUACAUUGUCCAGUCUCAUGCAUGUUUGUCCACUGUUAGAUGUGUCAAACUCCAAAAUGGUCCUAUCCCAUAAAGUCAUGUACAGUUUUCCCAUAAAAGCAUUUAACUUUUCUCUAGAAAUACUCUUACUCUUUGCUAAAGUCUUGUGUCCCUGCAGCUGCUCAAUGGUCAUCCUUCACUUACGGUAGAAGCCAUAAACAUCGUCUGCUGUUGUCUGUGAUUUGUGCUAACUCCGAGUGUACAUAAGAGAGACAAAAAAUAACCAUGUGAUGUAAAAGCUCUUCAGAUGUUAUGAAUGUAUUGUGUCUUAUGAGCUGCGUGACAAUGGAUUACUCGUCAGAUUUCAUUAAAUAUACCUG
Periophthalmus magnuspinnatus is the source of this 3493-nucleotide messenger RNA. It is a transcript of the gene faxca, whose product is annotated as failed axon connections homolog, metaxin like GST domain containing a. The transcript is spliced from 6 exons. The record is from RefSeq and is a predicted model, not a curated record. Bases 214 to 1503 code for a protein of 429 amino acids. Lineage: Eukaryota; Metazoa; Chordata; Actinopteri; Gobiiformes; Gobiidae. Gene Ontology annotation, cellular component: cytoplasm.